This is a messenger RNA of Aspergillus terreus NIH2624, 450 nucleotides long. RefSeq lists its product as uncharacterized. Bases 1 to 450 code for a protein of 149 amino acids. The transcript is spliced from 2 exons. Lineage: Eukaryota; Fungi; Ascomycota; Eurotiomycetes; Eurotiales; Aspergillaceae. The record is from RefSeq and is a predicted model, not a curated record.
AUGCCCGCUCCAGAAGAGCAGGACAUCUCUGAGCUCCGUCCUCUGGUACAAAGCAUAUGCGAUGAUUUGGACGAACAGCGACAAUGGGAAAAGGAUCUGCAGCUGGGGAGCACAGAUGCCUGGGCCGCAUUGCUCCUCGCCAAGCUGGAGAAUCUCCGCUCCCUCCACAUUACUUCCAUAGAAAGAUCGAAGCAUGUGAGAAGCCUUCUUGCCCGCGCUCAGGACGAUAAACCCUCUGACUCUCCUGUCCUCCAACAUCUGGAAGUGCUAUCCAUCGGCUCCAGGGGACUCUCCUACCCCUUCGAUGCGUCUGAGGCACUGCCGUUCUUCCAGCUCCCUUCUUUGCGAUUAUUCACUGCAGCCACAGCCGCGGAAACGCUCUACGCCGACACACAUGAUGAAGACACGGCUCUGCGAGGAAAGUCCGGAUCUGACGAAACUGAGACUUAA